CUUUACUACGGGGUACUGCGCAAAACAAACCGAUUCUUACGUGACCAUAAACUACCAUACUAAUUUAUGUUUGAUUAUUUAAGCUGAACAUUGUGAAGAAAACAAAUAUUUCACAUUUGAAAGAUUCGCUAAAACGCAUGAGCUGAGUAAAUGUUUCAAAAUUGUAUCCCCCUUUUCUUCGUCGUUCCAUGAAGUGUUCCUUCCACCAAUUCCACAUGUAGCUCUACUUGUUACUGUCCCGAUAGAUAUGUGGCAGUCUACGCGAACGACGGGUCUUCGAAGAAUUCUCAAGUAUUUGUCUUGCUGAAAGAAAAUCGGAAUUACAAAACUUUGCCUCAGAUCUUAGUGGAUUUAAUUUCAGCCAAGACGAAGGGAAUUUUGGUCGUUAAUGGAGUCUGCCCACCCCAGGCGUCUGCCCCGUGCUCUUGCCCUCAUGGUCCCGUUGCAGUGUUGAGGAGUGGCGUGCUGGCACCGCAGUCUGUGGGCACAGCACACAGAGGGUUAGCGCAGGGCCCGGUGCCCCCCUCCCCGUGGGACCGUCCCGGCCGGACGAAGAUGAACAAACUGAACUUCCACAACAACAAAACCAUGCAGGACCGCCGCUGUGUCUGUGUCUUCCUCCCCAACGACGACACGCUCAACAUCAUCGUCAACGUGAAGACUCUGUGUCAAGAACUGCUCGCCCAGGUGUGCGACCUCCUCCGACUGAAGGACUGUCACCUGUUCGGCCUGAGCGUCAUUCAGAAUAAUGAGCACAUUUACAUGGAGCUGAGCCAGAAGCUGUCCAAGUACUGCCCUAAGGAGUGGAAGAGGGAGGCCAGCAAAGGAAUUGACCAGUUUGGUCCACCGAUGAUCAUUCAUUUCAGGGCUCAAUAUUACGUGGAGAACGGGAGGUUAAUAAGUGACCGGGCAGCCAGGUACUAUUACUACUGGCACCUGAGGAAGCAGGUGCUGCUGUCCCAGUGCGUCCAGCGGGAGGAGGCCUACUUCCUGUUGGCGGCCUUUGCCCUGCAGGCCGACCUGGGGAACUUCAAGCGCAAUAAGCACUUUGGGAAAUACUUCGAGCCGGAGGCCUACUUCCCACCCUGGGUGAUUGCAAAGAGGGGGCGGGACUACAUCCUGAGGCACAUCCCCAACAUGCACAAGGACCAGUUUGCCCUCACCGCCUCCGAGGCCCACCUCAAGUACAUCAAGGAGUCUGCCCAGCUGGAUGAUGUCACCGUCCACUACUACAGACUCUACAAGGACAAAAAGGAAGUCGAUGCCUCGCUGACCCUGGGACUGACCCUGCGUGGCAUUCAGAUAUUUCAGAAUGUGGGAACAGUGAGACAACUCCUGUAUGAUUUUCCCUGGACCAACGUGGGCAAGCUGGUUUUUGUGGGGAAGAAGUUUGAGAUCCUUCCGGAUGGGCUGCCGUCGGCCCGGAAGCUGAUCUACUACACGGGCUGCCCGACCCGGUCCAGACACCUGCUCCAGCUGCUAAGCAACAGCCACCGCCUCUACAUGAACCUGCAGCCCCUGCUGAAGCAGGUCCGCAGGCUGGAGGAGAACGAAGAGAAGAAGCAGUAUCGGGAGUCGUACAUCAGCGACGCCCUGGAUCUGGACAUGGACCAGCUGGACAAGCGGUCCCGGGCCAGCGGGAGCAGCAUGGGGAGCGUGUCGCGCCACAAGCGCCGCCUGUCCCGCCACUCCAUGGCCAGCCAGGGCAGCUCGCACACGUCGGGCAUCGAGGCGGACAGCUUCCGCACGGCGGGCCAGGCCCCCCACCGCCCGCUGCGCACCUGCAGCAGCUCCACCACCAGCCACGGCAGCUCGCACACCUCCGGCGUGGAGAGCGGCGGCAAGGACCGCAUCCUGGACGACGACGAGAUUGAGAUGCUGGUCGAUGACCCCAAGGAUUACGAGGAGCUCCACGAGCUCGCGCUGGAGCUCAGUCAAGACCUGUGCAUUCACAUCACUGAGGACAUGCUGACGUCCGGACAGACAAACGGCUACUCGGGGCUCAUUGUGAAGGACGUCAGCUCUUCUACAUCCAGCUCCUCAGAGACCGUGGUGAAGAUGCAUGGCCAGAGCAUCGAGUCUCUCCCUCAGACGGCGGGAAGCAGGAAGCCGCAGACGUCCGCCGACCGGCACAGCCAGUCCCUGGACGACGUGCGGCUGUACCACAAGGGCUGCCUGCAGUGGGCGGAGCUGUGCCAGGACACGGCGCAGAGCUACACCUUCGGCUGCGCGCGCGAGCUGAGCGACGCCGGCUGCCAGGGCCUGGCGGAGCAGUGCGCCGCCAUUCGCGAGAACCCCGCCUUCCCCAUCAAGAGGACCAGCAAGUACUUCUCCCUGGACCUCACCACCGACGAGGUCCCCGAGUUCGUGGUGUGACGGCGGCGACGACACACCCCCCCCUCUCCAGACCUGACAGGGCCUGGUGUUGUUGUGCUGAGGGGGGUGGGGAGGUGUUCCAAAGAGCCGGGCUCCGCGAAACCCUCCCAACGGCCUGCUGGGAAGACCGGCGCGUGCUGCGUGUAUAGAGACUAGAGGCUCGGCGCGGGUCGUGGUUAUCUGUUACAGCGUGGGUCUGCCUGGAGUCUGCGGCAGCCUGGCGGCCAGCGGGAGAGAGAGAGGGAGGGAGGGAACCGUGGGGAACCUUAAAAUGGAUGCAGAUGAAUUCCGCAGAUGUGCUAAAAGGCACGCUCCCACACCCAUUGUGAUUUCACUUGUGCCGUUUCCAUGGGGACGGAUUUUUGAGUCUCCGCCGUGGCGCUGGGCGUAAAUGGAAUUUAAAAGGGAACCGAGGGGACGGUCGAGGAACUGGAUUCUGUUAACACUCUGUGUGUUUUUUUAUUUUUACUUAUAUUUUUUUAACAAAGAAAGCGCUUGACUGAAUCCCCCGUGGGGCGGAGCACGCCCUUCCGUAGCCGCACGCGAAGGGGGAGCGGCUUUACGGAGGGAGGGGCUCCACACGCUGAGGUCACGGCGAUGCCGGGGGGGGGGCCCAGGCAGCUGAAGACGCGGUGUGUUCUGCCCGACCCCCCCCCAGCGCUGGGUCUGUUCAGCCUGUCCUGAGGUCGCUGCGAACCCUGGCGCUGACCCCCCGGAGGUCAGGCCGCCCGUCCGCCGGGCCCCUGAGGGCGGUUCUGACCCGAGACCCCGCCUCCGUUUCGCCGUUCGCUUCUGUCAGCCGUCUUUUCCCGCCGUGCUGCGCCUCGGCCUUCAGCGCCGCUCUCCUUAAAGCGAAGACCCGCCCGCGCGUUCCCCCCCCCCCGUUCCCCGCGCGGGGCCCCCCAAUCACAGGCCACCUCAGAGCGCCGAGGAGCCCAAAAACGCCAAACGCAAACCAAAGAUAAGCCUCACAGGAGCCACGCGCCCGCGCAGCUCGGCACGGGCACCGCAGCGCCACGCGCGAGCUGGACCGAGCGUGACCUCACCGCCGGGCUGACGUGGGCAACCCGUGGAACGCCACGGUUUAAAACGCACAGUUCCAUUCAAACGCCACAAGGGGUCACCGGCGCGCUGUUCGGAAUGUCCGGCUCAAGGGUUGGUGACUGAAAAGGACCACGCGCUCUGUCUUCCCUCUCUCGCCGUGUAAUCCUUGUGUGUGACCCCGUGCCGCCAUUUUGUUUGCCAGGAAGUGCAUCGUGCCAAUUUCCUCUACAUGGAACGGUUUCCUCUUAAGAAAAAAACUGCCAUAAAAGCCUUAUGUGCCUUUUUAGCUCUAUGCAGAUCCUCGAAUCGUAAAUUUGCCUCGACAAUCGCAGCGCGGGCAGAGUAGGUCUCACCCAGAGAAGCCGCAGCACGAGGGACACGAAACGCAUCCGUGCUACGAGCUGCCCUGCGCUGUGGCGUUUCUUUAUCCGUAGUCAUGGCGAUCACGUGUCAUUUUAUGUGUUGAGUCUCCCAUUCCCGUUCCUUCUCGCCACAGCAUUUGGACUUGGAAGAGCAGAGAGAGGCAGGAGAAAUGAUGUCACCGUUGGUUGGGAAGGCCUCGAUUGGAUCUUUGCUGUUUAACUGCCGUUUCAUGGCAGUGGAAUGCGGUUGGGCAGAGCCCACGGCGUUCUCCAGCUCUGCUACAGCGCCCGUCUCCAGCGGGUUUUCAGUGAGCGAGCUCUAGCCCCGGAGCGCUAUGUGCUCAAACACGCCUCUCCAUACCGGCUCGCUCCCGACAGCCUGGAACAAGCCUGUCGCUAUCGCCGUGACGACGAGACUGAUGUCGAAGCCAUUUUUUUUAUAAGCGGAGAAAAUCUACUCUGUCAGUUUUUCUGUGCUGCGCAAUUCACGAAACAUUUUUGUUUUAUUUUUUAUUUUUGUCGUUAUUAUAAUUGUUGUUAUUAUUAUUAUUAUUAUUAUUAUUACAACUGGAAAUUAUUUCUACAGAUUUUUUUGUUGUUGUUCUUUUCUUUUUUAAUUAAUAUAACUUUGAACUAGUAUUUUUAUAUGAACCAUUUUAGAGAACAAAUCAGUUAUAUAUGGUGAGCAUAUAUUCUUUGUUGUGUGCAGUCCGUGUUGGUCAGUAUUAUGGAUGAGGUCGGCGACAGUAUUAAGUUUUGUCCUUGUCAGACUCGCUCACGGCUCUUGUUUUGGUGUUCUCAGUAUCUACUCCUCUACCGAACGUUUUACCUUUACCAGAUUCAUUCUCCAUCUUCCUUUUGAGGGGAAUUACCAGAGGAAAAAUCCCACUGUAGCUAUUGAAAAUCUGCACAGCUGUUAAUAUUUGGAAAAUGCUGAGUGUUGUGAAAGACGGUACUUUCUGGCUGAGGGAGAUCCUUUGCUGCUCUCCGGCAUGCACGUUCACCUUAUAGACCCGACAAAUCAAGCACAGAUCUCCCUCUCCAGUACUCAGCAGAAGUACAGUCUGAGCCAGUAAAAUUCCCCACAACAGCCUGAAAGCAAAAUCUACUCCUGUUUUUUUUUUUUUUACCCUGUAUUCCAAUAAAACAACAUUCUGAGUUACAUUUUCACUUUUCAGUUAAUGAGAGUAGAUCAUGGACAGGACCCAGGAAUGCAGUUUUGGGUGACUGAGAAGCCACACCCCAUUUAUAAGGCAGUACAUUAUGCGCUGUAGGGAUGCCAGUUCCAUUUUUUUUUUUUAAAUGAAAAAAAGCAAACAACAUAUGCUAGACAAAGUGUUCCAGCCUUGCCCACUAGCUUACGCCUGAAGUAAAAUAAAUCAACAAAUGCUGGAACGAGGAAGUGGGUAUUUGAUUGUCCAGCUGAGGGUCUGUGGAGGCGGGUCUGGACGGAAAAUAAAGGCUGCAUUCUUUCACAUCGUUUGCAUUGAGAUUGGACUGCAGACGGGAUUCUCCCUCCACACCAGUCUGCAGCCAAGCUGGGACAGCUCUGCCACAGACCUCUCCUGUACCUCCUGAGCACAGACUAGAUCAUCCUGAUGAAGUGGUGGCGAAGGAGACAGACUGCCCUCGUUUAUUCAAUAAAUUAAAACGAACAAACAAGCAAACAAGCAAACAAGCAAGCAAACGGCCUCCUUGGGCCUCUUAGCCAAUGAGCACAGUGCAUAGAAAUAAGUAGGGUAUAUAUUCCAGUAAGGGAGGCAUUAUGUUGCCUCUGUGUGUUCAUGAAUUUUUUUUCCACCACUACAUGGAUAUCAGAGAAGAAAGGAAACAUUUUUGCUCACACAUUGGUGUGAAACUGUCUUUGAUGGUUGUACUGUUGAGUUAUUGGUAUGUUACCAUGAUAUUAUACCAGUUUGUGCAUUGCCAUGAAUUACUUCAGUCUGUUUCAUAUUAUUUGUUUCUUUCCUUUUUGUGACUUAUAUACAUUGUUAUACUUAUGAAUUAGCAGCAUCUGUGUACCUGCUCAAAGCACCGAUAGUCCUUUCUGUGAAAGGAUCUCACAUCAUUCUGCAAGAACCUUCAAACUGAAAUAUUGUGAACCCCCUGUAGUGAAAUGCUUUUGUAAAAAUGAAGUCCAGUGUGUGCCUUUCAGGUACGUGUUUUCAGAAAUAGACAAUAAAAAGGUACAUUUAUUUGCCAAAGCCAAA
Molecule: messenger RNA, 5992 nt
Organism: Anguilla rostrata (American eel)
Lineage: Eukaryota; Metazoa; Chordata; Actinopteri; Anguilliformes; Anguillidae
Gene: frmd6
Product: FERM domain containing 6
Exons: 14
Coding region: 556-2376 (606 amino acids)
Biological process (GO): positive regulation of hippo signaling
Cellular component (GO): cytoplasmic side of apical plasma membrane; cytoskeleton
Source: RefSeq, a predicted model, not a curated record